AUGGCGAAGCUCACAGAUCUCCCUACAGAGUUACUACAAAUGAUUGCAACUGCAAGAGAUGACCGCACUUCCUGGGAAAUACUAGACGAGAAGGACCUAGCUAGACUAUCCGUAGUCAAUCGACAGCUAUAUAAAGCAAUAAAUCGCAUCUUCUUCUCCUAUGGUAUUCGUACCGGAAGCAACCCCGCCUCUUAUGCGGCACGACGUGGAAAUCUUCAUAUUUUGAAGGCCAUGGUCACAUUCCGUACCGAGCCUAAAUCUUGGCAUAACAUAUUACUAGAAGCCUGUGCAUACGAUCACCUCAAUAUUGUUACCUGGAUACUAGACCGCGGUACCAAACUAGAAGACCGCGGUAUUACACUGGAUGGCGAAUCAGCAGGCGACAUAUUCAAUUCGUGGCAGAGAGCCUAUAGGGACUCGUGGAUGGAUAAUGAGGAUUGGUGGAUGGAUAAACUUCCCGCUCUUCAGAAAGGAUGCGUCGCGUUGAAGGUUGCAUUCGACAAAAGAAACCAGGAUAUGGUCUUACUCUUAUUAUCACAUGGUGCCAGUCCUUUCUUCGUCACAAAAGAAGGCAAAUCCAUAUCAGCCUUACAUGAGGCCGCGCGUGCCAAUAUGGUCCAAGUUGUAGAGUAUCUUAUACAAAAAGCAGGGCUAUCUGUUGAUCUACCUGAUUAUCGCGGAUUUACUCCCCUGCGUUACGCAGUGAAAUAUUCACAGAAUCAGGACCAGGACACCGGGAUGCUAAAGAAGCUGAUAGAGCUUGGGGCCAAUGUCGACAGUGAAGCUGGUGGUGAGCUCCCACUUACGUCGGCACUGUCGAGGGCAAAGUAUAAGCAUGCAUCUAUGUUGCUUGAUGCUGGGUCGAAAGUUGUACCAGACCAGCCAUGCCCAAGAGCCAGGUUCCCUAUCCAUGCCCUGAUAUACGGCUCGAAAGGGGUUAGAUACAAGUGUCCGAGGCAGAUUGCUAUACUCCACAGGAUUGUCGACGCUGGUGCCAAUCUACAAAAGAAAUACAUGUGGGGCCAUACACCAUUGAGGGAGGCAUUGUUAAACGGAAGCGAGAGUCUAUUGUCGCAUCUCCUACGUAUACUUGGCGAGGAGAAACCACAUCCGAAUGAUCUUCUGGACGUAUUGGUAUGGGCUUAUGAGCGCGUACACCAUUUUCCCAAGAAGGUGGAAGUUGUACUGAAAUGGGGUGCCAGAAUGGACACCACUUUAAGCAACGGGAAGACAUUCCUCUACUGGGCCAUCCGUAACAACAGUAUCAAAACCUACUUCUUAGACAAGCUCUUAACCAAAGCGACCGAUGCUAUGCUUGACCGCGGUUACCUCGACGACCUUCUGGUAGAACUCACCAGCCCUGCGAGCGGGGCGAUCAAUUCAUAUUCUUUCUUACAGGUUCUCGGCGAGCAUGGCGCUAGACUCAAAAGCCCCGAUCACCUAUAUAAUGUCUCCUUAUAUGUCAUAAACACUUCUUGGGAGGUGCAGGACUGGUUAAUUGCAGGGUUCGACAUUUUACCGGCCGAGCAACUGCAUCACCUACUUAUACGUGCUAUGGAAAUAGCCUAUAAACUACUCCCUUACGAUUUACUCGACCGUAUUGAGCCUAAGAUUUCGGAGCUGGACCCUAAGUGGUUACAUGAAGCUGCUAAAUAUAGCUACUUCGGAAUUAUCACUAGGCUCUUAAAGUACGCUAAGAGUUCCGAUUUAAAUGUUGUGCUAAAUUCAACUACAGUGUUGGGAAAGUUAAUAUUCCGCGUCGACAGUUACGAAUGUGCUCUUGAGGUAAUGGAACACGGCGCUGACCCACUCUUGCCUACCAAUCAUCCAGUCUGUAAUGGCGGGAAAUUUCCACGGCGAUAUGAAAUAUUUCCGGGAGCAUCAGCUUUCGAGAUAGGAUUACAUGAAGGUAUCCCCCUCGAAGUGAUCCAGAAGAUGUGGCAGAAGAUUGCUCCCGAGGCCCGACCUGACCCGAGACUAUUUAUCCCAUGUGUCUACGAUGGAGGAGAUAAAGAAGACUGUCACUCUGAAGUGGUAGCGUGGUUGGAACAAGUCGGUGUGAAGGAUAAUGGGGCAACUCAAGAUGAGGGGGUGGCCCAGGAGGCUUGA
Daldinia loculata is the source of this 2109-nucleotide messenger RNA. RefSeq names its product ankyrin. The record is from RefSeq and is a predicted model, not a curated record. The transcript has a single exon. Gene Ontology annotation, molecular function: protein binding. The coding region runs from base 1 to 2109 and encodes 702 amino acids. NCBI's taxonomy places the organism in Eukaryota, Fungi, Ascomycota, Sordariomycetes, Xylariales, Hypoxylaceae.